This is a messenger RNA of Parasteatoda tepidariorum (common house spider), 4361 nucleotides long. NCBI's taxonomy places the organism in Eukaryota, Metazoa, Arthropoda, Arachnida, Araneae, Theridiidae. The record is from RefSeq and is a predicted model, not a curated record.
UUAACAUUGAGUUUCGGUAUGUGCGUAAUUUGUGAUCAUGCGUACUUGCUUCUUCAGUGACAGUAAAAUAGGAAACAGACGAAACUGAAAUAAUCGUAGUUUUUGUUAUGUUGCUAAUUUCUGCGGAUUUAAUAAGUUGAAAAAUAAAUAUAUUUUUUAUAAUUUGUGUAUCACUACGACGUUUAAUGAUGUGGAAUAAUCUUCUCAUCUUUUUAUUAAGAAGGGCACUGAUGGAUUAUUCAAUAUUAUGAACAGUUUUAUGAUUUCAUGUAGAUAGUUGUUUAAAAUAUUCUUCAUGGAGAAAGUUGGAGAAUAUGAGUAUCAUGCCAAGGAUUUAAUUGGUAAUGGUGCUUUUGCCGUUGUUUACAAAGGGAGACAUCAAAAGAAUCACAAUCUCGCAGUGGCUAUAAAGCGUAUACCUAAAGGAAAACUCGGCAAGUCACAGCCACUGCUCGGCAAGGAAAUCAAAAUACUCCAAGAACUGACGAAAUUGAAACACAAAAAUAUUGUGGCGCUUUUGGAAUGUGUCGACUCUCCUAAGUUUUUGUCUAUUACAAUAGAAUAUUGUAAUGGAGGUGAUUUGGCUGAGUACCUAAAUAUUAAGGGUAGUCUUAGUGAAGAUACUAUUAGACUAUUCCUGAGACAAAUAGCUGAAGCUAUGGUUCUCUUGAAAGAAAUGGAAGUGGUUCAUAGAGAUCUCAAACCCCAAAAUAUUCUUCUGUGCCACUCUGGAAAGCCUAAUCCACCCCCUGAAGAAAUCACCCUAAAAAUAGCUGAUUUUGGAUUCGCUAGAUUUCUUAACGAAGGAGUCAUGGCAGCUACUCUAUGUGGAUCCCCAAUGUACAUGGCUCCUGAAGUAAUAAUGUCAUUAAAAUAUGAUGCCAAAGCAGAUUUAUGGAGCAUUGGAACUGUUGUAUAUCAAUGCCUCACUGGGAAAGCCCCCUUUAUGGUAACUAGCUUGUAUAAGUAUUUAUGUAGGUUUACCAUGGCUCCUAAUCCUCAACAACUAAAACACUAUUAUGAGAAAAAUGCUAACUUAGCUCCAAGCAUACCAAAUGGAACAUCACCUGAAUUAACAGACUUACUGUUGCAUUUAAUGAAAAGAGAUGCCAAAGACAGAAUGGAUGUUGAGGAGUUGUACAACCAUCCAUUUCUGAAAGCACUUCCUCGCAGUAGUUCUCCAGUACCUGUUCCUAUAAGGCGAUCAGUGUCUCCUUGUACCCCUACUUCUCCUUAUAGUUCUUCUGCUACUCACAGCUGGGAAAGGGAGGUGGGUGGUGAAGAUAUGGCCCAGAGUAACUCCUCCCUCUCACCCUCACUCAAUAACUCAGAAGAACAGAGAUAUUCCCCACCCAUGGCCAUUGAACAGGAUUUUGUUGUUGUACCUUCAAAUAUUCCUGAUGAAUCAAAAUUAGGUGAAAAUAAAAAUAGCCAUCUCAAACACCAACUUAGUGAUCCAAAUGUUUCACCUUCAAAAAUUCCUGUCACCAACAAAGCAUUCAAGAAAGCUAUGCACGGAACUAAUAUCAAUCUGGCAGCUAAAGCCGUUAAGUAUCAAAUGAUGCAGGUAUCAUCGGAGAGUGAUGCUGCUCAAGCAUCCUCCAAUAUGCAGAUCUCAGAGAAUAUUGGGGACAGCCAUUUAGCGGAUGCUGUUCCUGUUCCGACUCAGAAGAAUGCAUACAAAGAGAGCCUCCGGAACACAGCAGGAUCCUCCCCACUCGAUGGAUAUGAAUUUUCAAAGACAAUGCUUUCUCCUGGGACAUCUCCUACUUUGAAGGAUUCUGUCCCUCUUUACACUGAAAGGAAUAGAAAAGACUCAACUAACUCUUCUGGAAGUGAUCCUUUCCGAAUAACAGACUUAAGCUCAAUGACUCCACCUUCAGUUCAAUUUACGAUUGGGACGCCCCCAACUGGAGGUAGACUUCGAAGCUUUAGCGGCAGCACCCCUCCUCCCGCUGGUUCAGGCAGGCAAACGCCCACAAGUUGGCGUCAUCAAGCUGCAGCGCCACAGAAUUAUUCAACAUCACCUCUUCGAAGAUCUGGGUCAACACCUCCUACCAAUUAUUGCAACCCCUACCCAACUUCUGUUUCACCAGUUAGCUGCAGGGACAUGAGGAGAUGCGAAAAUCGCAGAAUUGAGCAUUCUGCUAACCGAUGUUUAGAUUUCAGGAAUAUAUCAGGAGUGGGCAGAGCCAUGACUCUUCCUGAAUUCAGUACAAGAGAUGUUUGGCCAAGUGGAAGAAUACCUGAAGCUGAAGGCUUAAAUUUCAUCCAGAGGUCGGGUAGUUCAGGCAGACUAAGUGAUACUAAUCUUCUUAUGGGUCAUUUUGCCUUAAGUGGUAAUGGAGCUUCUCCUAGCCCUCCACUUCCAUCUUUGCUGGCAUUUAAUGUUCAGCAGCAGAAAUAUACUCCCAGCUGCCAACACCAUUGUUGUUGUGGAGGCCAGAGCUCCCCCGGAAGAAUUCGACGCAAUUCCUACACAGGCGCGUACAGUGAUUCGUCUCCUACGUGCCACUACUUUCCCCACAGUGUUUCUCCUUCAAGCUUGGAAGGCCUCUUCAUACCAGAACUACCUGAAGAGACUCUGCUUGAGAAAGAACACAAUGACACUUUGGCCAAACUUAAUUUUGUAUCAGCAUUAGUAAAGUGCAUAUUAGAAUUAGCCAAAACUAGAAGCUCACCUUUAUCUUCUGCUUUAUCCAGUUCAAUUGCAAGAACAGAUCAGGAUACGGAUCAAGCGAUGAGCGAAGGAUGUAGAAAGGCUGUUCAGCUGUUGCUGUACAUGAAAGCUUUGCAAUUAAUUUCUUCAGCUUUUCAACUCUCACAGCAAGAAGUGAAAAGUGGAAAAUUACAGCCUUCUACCUCAGUACGAAAUGUUUUGCAUUUGAUGAAAGAAAAUUACCAUUUCUGCUUGAGUAUGUGCAAGAGUUUAAAUACUCCUGGCCUCUUGCAAUCUGUGGGUGUUGAUCCAGCUGCCUCUAGCAUCACGGCAGACCAAAUACUUUACAAGUAUGCUAUUCAAAUGUGUCAAUCUGCUGCCUUGGAAGAGCUUUUUGGAGAGCCUAAAGAGAGCUUCCAUCGCUAUCAGACGGCACAAAUUUUACUUCACAGUUUAGGACAACAAGUUAAUGAUCUCAGUGAUAAAGAACUUCUACAUAAAUAUCGAGAUGCUGUGCAGAAAAGACUGGAAAUACUCACCAACAACCGAUCUGUAUAUGCAUACCAUGCAACAUGAAAAAAAUUAAUUCUUCUGGAUUUCUAACUUUAUUUUUUUUUUGUUGUGAAGAUUCCAAUAUUUUGUGGAAAACAAACUGUGAGAGAUGUUUCCUUUAACCAGCUAAUUUAUUUCAUUUCAAAAGUGAACUCUAUAAUGAAUUUUGAAACAACAUAGUACUUAGAACGUAUAUUUAGAAGAAAUGUAUCCUCUAUUAUGUAAGUUUUUGAGCCGGGUACUCAAAUACCCAACUUAGCGAUAACUAUCUAAAUUUUUAGUUUAAAUCCAUUUUCCUCGCUGAGUGAGCCUUUAGUGAACUAAUUUAUUAAAUGGGAAUUAUUUUUUAGAUAGCAGCUUCUAUCUAUUUUUAGAUAUCCAUAUAUGGCUUGUUUAAAUUAUCAAAGAAUUUGCCUUCAAAAGUUUUUAAUCGUGACUUUUUAUGUAAUGUUGCCAACCACCGUGGAAUUUUUUGUAACUGCUGACUGAUGCAGCCUAUUUAGACAAAUUAUAUUUCUUUUCCUGAAUUGAUCCAAUAGAAAAACUAAUUUUAUAAUUAGAAAAAUUAAUUUCUAAAUAGGAUCUUAUAUUUAGUUUGGUGUAUCAUAUUCAUGCUCAAAUUGUAUGUCGACAAACCACAUUUGAAGAUUUCUGAAAAAUAAAAAAUUUUACUUUUAAGUAAAUGAAGAAUUACUGUUCAUAUUUUAAAAUCUCCAUUGCUGUUUUCAAACCAAACAUGAUUAAGCAUCUGGUUACUAUUAACACCUUCAGGAGUCUUUCCUUCACGGGCGACGGCUUCGAGCCUGUCUGGCUCUAGCGACCCAAGAUCAUAUGAACGGUACUUUGGUAUUAGUAUCCUAGGGAACCUCUCUACUUCGGCCAGUCCUGAAGGAGUUAAUCAUGGAGUUGCAAACUUAUUUUAAGUAUGCUAAAUGAUCUGCAGUAAUCUUUUAUCCAUGUUUCUAGCAAUUUUUUUCACUUUAAGCAUUUUGUUAGUAUUGUACUCUUUAAAAAAGAUAAUCCAAUUUCUUUAAGAAUUUAAUGACUCAAGAUUUAUUUUUUCAAUUGAUGCAGAGGUUGUUAAAAUGCUGUUUUUUUGUAAUUGCAUGUACAUAUUAUCCAAAUAAAAACUUAGAUAUAAUAGCUUUAA